Cebus imitator (Panamanian white-faced capuchin) is the source of this 1858-nucleotide messenger RNA. It is a transcript of the gene NABP2, whose product is annotated as nucleic acid binding protein 2. The transcript is spliced from 5 exons. Lineage: Eukaryota; Metazoa; Chordata; Mammalia; Primates; Cebidae. Gene Ontology annotation, biological process: response to ionizing radiation; mitotic cell cycle checkpoint signaling; double-strand break repair via homologous recombination. The record is from RefSeq and is a predicted model, not a curated record. Gene Ontology annotation, molecular function: DNA binding. Gene Ontology annotation, cellular component: SOSS complex.
GGCCAGCCUGUGGAAACUUCCGGGAAUGUCUGCACUCCGGCGUUCCACCGAGCAGCUUCCGGCGACAGCAGAGCCUGUGGCUCCCCCUGCGGGCUGCUCAGUGGCGUGCACAGUCCUGCCGGCUGGCUGGGUGGGUGGUGGGCUGCGGGUGGGGGAGGAGAUGGACCGAGUCCCGGGUUGUCGGGAUGAGGGUUCGGGAAGGUCUGGCCAGUAAGAUUCUACUCCCUGGCUCUGCACCGGGUUCCCUACCCCUGUCUACGUCGGCUCCGCCACUUCAGGGCUUGAGACUAAAAGAGCAUCCCGGCAGGGGGCCUUCCAGCCCCAAAGCAGCCUGUCCAGAGACCCCCAAAUUCUGAUCUUGAAGUUGGAGGCCUCCGGGGAUGUCCUUUUUAAAUCUUUUAGAAGGGUUAGAGGGGUUGAGGCUGCCUGACCCCAGCCUAAUGUGGUAGGUAGGCCUUGGGAAGUGGAGCAUGGGGGCAAAGGAUCCAAGCGUUGAGCCUUCAUCCCCUAUUCCCCAUCCAGUGGGGUGCCGAGGCUCGGGCAGCAUGACGACGGAGACCUUUGUGAAGGAUAUCAAGCCCGGGCUCAAGAAUCUGAAUCUUAUCUUCAUUGUGCUGGAGACAGGCCGAGUGACCAAGACAAAGGACGGGCAUGAGGUUCGGACCUGCAAAGUGGCGGACAAAACAGGCAGCAUCAAUAUCUCCGUCUGGGACGACGUCGGCAAUCUGAUUCAGCCUGGGGACAUUAUCCGGCUCACCAAAGGGUAAGCCAGGUGGUAACUUUUAGCCUUCCAAAGGCAACAAUCAAGAGUGGGGUUAGUGGCCGGGCGCGGUGGCUCAAGCCUGUAAUCCCAGCACUUUGGGAGAUUCUGUAUGGUUUAUUCUGAGGUUCCUAACUUCAGUGAGCCAAACCCAGAGUAUAGCACCCAGCAGGCACCCAACAAGGCGGUGCAGAAUGACAGCAACCCUUCAGCUUCCCAGCCUACCACUGGACCUCCAGCUGCUUCUCCAGCCUCUGAGAGCCAGAACGGGAAUGGACUGAGUGCCCCAUCAGGUCCCGGUGGUGGCCCACAUCCCUCUCAUACUCCCUCCCACCCGCCCAGCACCCGAAUCACUCGAAGCCAGCCCAACCACACACCUGCAGGCCCACCUGGGCCUUCCAGCAACACUGUUAGUAACGGCAAAGAAACCCGGAGGAGCAGCAAGAGAUAGCAUGACAUUCUUCCUUCCUGCCACCAACCACUUUCCAAGUGUCUGCUGGAGAGCAAGAUAGCCUUCUACUGGCUGGCUGGUGUAGCAGUAUUUUAGCCACUGAACUUCAGUGGAGGGGUGGUGAGCAGUGGCCUUAUCAACCCUAAUCUUGUACUCCCCCAUUGUCCAGCUGAACUACCUGUCCCCUGGGAAUCAGGACCCUCCACCUGCUCUCUUUCCUCUUUAGAAAUGGCAGUUACCGGCCGGGCGUGGUGGCUCAUGCCUGUAAUCCCAGCACUUUGGGAGGUCAAGGCAGGUAGAUCACCUGAGGUCGGGAGUUCGAGACCAGCCUGACCAACAUGAAGAAACCCCAUCUCCACUAAAAAUACAAAAUUAGCCGGGCGUGGUAGCUCAUGUCUGUAGUCCCAGCUACUCAAGAGGCUGAGGCAGGAGAACCGCUUGAACCUGGGAGGUGGAGGUUGCAGUGAGCUGAGAUUGUGCCAUUGCACUCCAGCCUGGGCAACAAGAGUGAAACUCCAUCUCAAAAAACAAAAAGCAAAAAGAAAAGAAAAGAAAAGAAAUGGCAGUUACCAUCUAUUUCUUCUGUGUGAGACAUGGGGGUCUAACUGAAAUCUCUCUUUCCUAAUAAAUGUUACCACUCUACUCUG